AUGAGCGAUACGCCAAUUCAAAGUGAUCCCUCGAGAUCACAACUUGAGCUUCGGACCGCAUAUGGUCCGGUUUUCCGAACCAUCCUCAACGAAGGCCCAAGGAACGCUACAGACAAUGAACUGGAAAGAUUCACCAAUACUGGUUUUUUCUAUAUUAAGAAUCAUGAGAUCAUAGUGUCGUAUAGAUUGACAACCGUUAGAUUCUUCAAGCAGCCCCUCGAAAUAAAACAAAAGGCUUCACUGUCAAAAUCCAAAUACUUCAACGGCUAUUCGGCUCCGCAGUCCACUCGUGCCAACCCCACCGUCUCCCGCGAUACCCGUGAAUCAUUCAGCUGGCGUUACGAGCCUUCGAUUGAUCCCGAUCCAAAGCCCGCUUCCGAAGUCCCCGAGGAAGUCAAGAAGUGGCUUCGGGCCGAGGACUUUGUAUGGGAGGAAACAUCAAACCUGCCGUUGUUCAGGCCUCACAUGCUGGCCUAUUGGCAGGCAUGCCUCACGCUCGCUCGAAAGCUGGUCCGAAUCUUUGCGUUGGCGUUGGAUCUCCCCGAAUCGUACUUCGACAACCGGACUACGUAUCCCGGGGCUGACGGAGUGCUGAACUAUUAUCCGACGCCGACGCCAGAGGAGUCGGCUGCAGACAGCGUUGGAGUGGGCGCUCAUACCGGCCUCCAGCUCUUCACUUUAUUGUGGCAAGACGAUGUUGGUGGACUGCAGGUGUUAACCAACGAAGGUAGAUGGAUUUGGGUACCACCUAAGGAAGGGACCUUCGUGGUCAAUAUAGGGGACUUUCUAAUGCGCCUCUCAAAUGACUUGUUCAAGUCUACGGUCCACCGAGCAUUUAAUCGUCCCACAAUAGAGAGGUGGUGCCAAUUGAGGUUUGCACUGGAGCAGGAUGACAAGAAGGAUUGA
Messenger RNA from Eremomyces bilateralis CBS 781.70, 906 nucleotides. Its product is annotated as Clavaminate synthase-like protein. Bases 1 to 906 code for a protein of 301 amino acids. The record is from RefSeq and is a predicted model, not a curated record. NCBI's taxonomy places the organism in Eukaryota, Fungi, Ascomycota, Dothideomycetes, Eremomycetales, Eremomycetaceae. Gene Ontology annotation, molecular function: dioxygenase activity. The transcript has 4 exons.